Messenger RNA from Amoebophrya sp. A120, 1537 nucleotides. The record is from the annotation of a GenBank genome assembly. NCBI's taxonomy places the organism in Eukaryota, Dinophyceae, Syndiniales, Amoebophryaceae.
AUGUCGUCCGGCACGAUUGCGACACAGUAUGUCUUCGGCGCUGCGCGAGUCAAUGCAAGGCAGACAGGAACUGGUAUUUCAACCAGUCUCUUCAUGUUCAUUCUGAGGAUCUGAGUUGUGAACUUGGAGUCAUGUUCUUAUGAAGCCGCGCUAGCCGCACUUUUGAUAAAUGGAUCCAUCCAUUGUUGUAUUCACGAUCACGACUACAAGGUUCCUGUACAUCAAGCACCACUGCUAGCAGUGCCACUCGGACAGCCGAGCUCUUGCAACAAGAGUGCACUAACGCGAAAAGCAAAUGCGCUGACCUUGAGGCCGAAGUGGAGCGGCUUCGCCUGGAAAGCGCAACAGUGAAAGAGCGGCUUGCCAAUGCUGAAAAGGCACAGGAUGCCGCAAUCAAAGACCGGGAUGCCGCCAUUGAGGAGCGGAAGGCCCUGCGUGCGGAAAUGGCCGCCUGCGAAUCCGCGCGACAAAAGCUGGCUAGGCGAGUGGAGGAGCUCGAUCGGGAAAAGGAUAAGCUAGAAAGACGGCGGGAUCGCUAUCGCGAAAAGUACCGGACGGAAAAAGCGGAGGCAGAUAAGUACCACGACGCCUACUGGAAGCAAAAAGAAAAAGCGAAUAAGUACUACGACGCCGCCAGAAAACUACAUCGGGAUCUGUAUUUUCUUGCUCGUAAUCUGAGCCUGAGGCAGAUACAGAUAUUAAGUGUCGUUUCAAGGGCUUUUAAGGAAUUAUGAAUCAGCGCCAGCUGCAAAAAAUUAUAAACGAUAUUUGCACUUCGGUUGAAUCUGACUAUCGUAUCCGAUGCCAGGUACAAAAGCGGCAAAUCUGCGAACAAGACGAAGCACGCGCAUGGUAGUGUUAGCUCCCCCUCAGAGUCGUCGAGCAGCUCAAAUUCCAGCUACAGUACUUCCCAAAAGAACAAGAACGAAAAGCUGAAGAAGUCCUCCUGCAGUGACGGUCCUUCCUCUUCCGUCCAAAAGAAGCAACACGACCAGAAUGGAGAUGAGAUUAUAAGGAAGACACAGAUGUUGAAUACCUCUUCCUCGUUGUUGUCAUGUCGUGACAAGAACGCAACACGAUCGCCAGCUGAAAAGUCAUCCGGCACAAAAGCACCUGCUGGAGCUACGCUUGUGACUCCAGAAACUACCGCCGCCUGCAGCAGCACAUCGUGUUCUCCUGACGACGCUGAAAAGAAAGGACACGAGUAUCAUCACUCCAAGGCGAGUCCUGGCCGCAUGGGCUCCAGCACCAACGAUGACUCUUGGUCUUGGUGGGAGAGCGAUUACAACUACGGCCGAUGGAGCUCACGUUCUUACGAACACAAUAGAACUGCCAAGUAAAGCCACUUGAAUAUCACGUCAAUUUUCAAGACCAUUAGCGCACGAGACGAGUCCCUUUCAUUCCAAAUAGCGCAAGCAAAUCAAACUUUUUGACACAAUUCUUUUUCGGUUCUAGCGCUUCCUUAAAGAACUCAUUCUUCUACUGUUUAUGACGCUGAUUCUUACCUCCAUCGAUAUCGAAAAAGAGCAACAACGAU